GACAGGAGCCUCGUUCGAAAGAUAACUCCGCUUGUUUUCCUUAUCAAGAUUAAUAUUAUACGUACGCCGAUAAAAAUAUCAAAACCGCUGAAACUCAACGCUAGUGGCGCUGAGAGUGAACGAUCGUACGCUUCAUGUUCUUGAGGUUUACAAUAGAAUUAAAACAAACGAAAAAUGUUAGAAAAGUUUUAUAGCACCGUCAAGUAUUCGUUGGUUUCAGUGAAUUUCUUGUUCGUGAUAACUGGCAUAAUUAUAUUGGCUAUUGGCAGUUCAGUGCAGAGAGCGUAUAAUGGAUACCAUUCCUUCCUUUCGGAGAGGCUUCUGUCUCUACCAGCGUUUUGCAUUGCCACGGGUAUUAUCAUAUUCAUUAUCGCAUUCGCUGGAUUCUAUGGAGCUUACAGGGAAAACUACUUAAUGAUAAUGGCGUAUGCUGGUUUGAUGGUGUUGAUGUUCAUAUUUGUGAUGUCGGCAUGCAUAGCUGGGUAUGUACUGAAGAGGGACGCCGUCGCUUUAGUACAGACCGAGUUGUACGAGACGAUGCCUAUGUAUAAGCAAGAUUAUAUCGUCACCAGGCUAUGGGAUGAGGUCCAGGAAGACUUCCGAUGCUGCGGAGUAAAAAAUGCCAGUGACUGGUUGCCAAUCCUCGAUACACAAAAUUCGAUAGGUCUGCCAGUGAGCUGCUGUGAGUUACCUGUGGGUGCGGUACAGAUCUUAAACUGUACUGUCGAAGCGACCACUCUCUACCGAGGAGGCUGUUCGGAUGCAUUUGGCAGUUGGGUUCAGUCACACAUAGGCACGAUCGGCGUUGCUGGAAUAUUCCUAAUAAUUUUACAGGCUUUAGCGGUUGGUGCCUCAAUAUGGCUAGCAAAGGUGUCGAGAGACGAGCAAGCGGCCUAUCCUUAAAGCUAAAACACUUUAGUGCUUUUUUAGUACCACAAAUGUUCAUAGGAUUAAAAAUAAU
This is a messenger RNA of Chilo suppressalis (striped riceborer), 961 nucleotides long. NCBI's taxonomy places the organism in Eukaryota, Metazoa, Arthropoda, Insecta, Lepidoptera, Crambidae. The record is from the annotation of a GenBank genome assembly.